Molecule: messenger RNA, 1940 nt
Organism: Thalassophryne amazonica
Lineage: Eukaryota; Metazoa; Chordata; Actinopteri; Batrachoidiformes; Batrachoididae
Product: phosphatidylinositol 3-kinase regulatory subunit beta-like
Exons: 10
Coding region: 418-1899 (493 amino acids)
Biological process (GO): phosphatidylinositol phosphate biosynthetic process; insulin receptor signaling pathway
Cellular component (GO): phosphatidylinositol 3-kinase complex
Molecular function (GO): 1-phosphatidylinositol-3-kinase regulator activity
Source: RefSeq, a predicted model, not a curated record
UAUGAAAGGAGGUGGUGUGUUAGUCCCUGAUGAAGGAAUCAGGCAAAGAGCUCUUAAAGUUCAACUAGUGUUGACGUGUCCAUGUAGACCUGCAGCUGUUCUUCCUGGUAUGACUUCCUGUUAAUGACUGAAGCCAAAUUGUGCUUUAAUCUAUAAGAUUUCCUUGAGAAACAGGAACUACGUGCAAUGCCAUUGUUUUCCAUGAUGUGGAUAAACUUGGCGUUUGGGCUGAUAAUGAUGCUCUACCUCCAUAACACGAGCCAGCCAUGAUUUCUGCAGGCAUCAUCGUUGUUGUUCUCAGCUAUGUGCAUAACCGUCAGCUGAUAACAUGUGAUCAACAGAACCAUAGCAUCCACCAUCCUGCUGCUUCACUGCAUCAGUUAAACCUCUCUGCAGCCUUCAGUUUCUGGUGAGAAAAUGGCAGAUGAGCGUUUCCAGCUCAGAGUGUUUGACAACAAAGAAUGGGAGGAAGACGACAAGCUCCAGUCCAGUGACUUCAUAAAUGUCACGUCAACGCUAGCAUCCCUCUAUCUCAGUGAGAGCCACACAGCGGAAAUCUCUGGACCUCAUUCAGGACCAUUCACAGGCCCCGUGAUGACAUCAUCAAACCACCAAUCAAUGCAGCAGACAGACAAAACAUCUGAGCCUCCACCAGAAACUCAAGAGUUCUUGAAGCCUGUGAUGGGCCAAAUGGGCAACGACAAAGAGGCUCUGCUGCACACCUUCACAGUGCUCCAGGAUCAUCCUUCCCCCGCUCAGGCUGAUGACAUGGUUCCGGCUCAGCAAGGAGAACUGAAGAACAUGGAAAUGGCUGACUGCAGUGCUGAAGACAAACUCUUAUCCAGUGCUGAGUGGUACUGGGGCAACAUCUCGAGAGAGGAAGUGAAUGAAAUGAUGAGAAAUACUCCUGAUGGCACGUUCCUGGUCAGAAAUUCUUCCAGUAAGGUUAAAGGCGAAUAUACACUCACUCUGAGGAAAAAUGGUUUUAACAGACUGAUCAAGAUAUUCCAUCGAGGAGGAAAUUAUGGCUUUUCUGAGCCACUGGCCUUCCCUUCUGUUGUGGACCUGAUCCAAUAUUAUCAAAACAAAUCACUUGCCCAGUACAACUCUCAGCUGGACACACGGCUACUCUAUCCAAUUUCCAGACACCCGCAGGAUUUACAGAGCAAGCAGAUGGCCAUUGAUGCUUUCAGAGAAAUAAUCCAGAUCUUUGAAGAGGAAUGUGAAACGCAAGAACGCUACAGCAAAGAAUACAUCAACAUGUUUCUUACGUUAGACAGUGGUGCAGAGACUGACAAGAUCCAAAGUAACUCUGGUGAGCUGCAGUCAAGGGUGGAGGAUUUUCACAGUUGCAAGAGGAGGCUGGAGGAGGAACUGAGGAUGCAGGCGCUCGCUCACAUGGAGGCUGACAGAAAAAUGAACCACCUAAAGCCUAACCUUGUACAGCUCAGGAAGAUCAAAGAUCAGUACCUACUGUGGCUCAACCAGCAGGACACUAAUCAGAGUCAGAUUAGUGACUGGCUGCAAAUCAGGAAUGAAGAUGAAGACCCGUACACCCUGGCAGAAGACAGCCACCAGGAGGAGAGGAGCUGGUAUGUUGGUGGAAUGAGACGGAGAGAGGCUGAGGAGCUGCUGAAGGGGAGGCGAGAUGGCACCUUUCUCAUUAGAGACAGCCAAACUCAGAGGGGUUCCUUUGCCUGCUCUGUGGUUGUGGAUGGAGCUGUGAAACACUGUGUGAUCUACAGGACGUCCGCUGGCUAUGGCUUUGCUGAGCCCUACAACGUCUAUUCCUCCCUCAGAGAGCUGGUCCUCCACUAUCGGCACACCUCCCUCAUCCAGCACAACCAGCAGCUGAAUGUAACACUGGCCUGGCCCGCUCUCAGCCAGCAGCCAAGCUGAGAUACACCAGCAAGCUGCCCACAUGGUGGCGCUGUCCAAAA